AUCACGGAUUUCCUGUGGGACAAGCGCACCGGGCUGGCUGCGAGGACGGUGCGGCGCGGCGCGGGGCGGGAUGGGAUGCCGCACUCCCGAAGGUACCGCUCGUCGGAGCGCAGCAGCCGCGGCAGUUACCACGAGCGCUACCGGAGCCGCAAGCACAAGCGGCGGCGGACGCGGUCGCGGUCCAGCAGCAGCGAGCGGGACCGGCGGCACCGGCGGGAGGACAGCUACCACGUCCGAUCCCGGAGCUACGACGACCACUCAGCAGACCGGAGAGCCUACGACCGGCGUUACUGUGACAGCUACCGGCGCAACGACUACAGCCGCGAGCGGGGCGACGCCUACUACGAGCCCGAGUACCGCCAUUCCUACGAGUACCGGCGCUCCCGGGACCGCGAGGGCAGCUACCGCAGCUGCAAAAGCAGCCGGCGUAAGCACAGGCGGAGGCGGCGCCGCAGCCGGUCCUUUAGCCGCUCCUCAUCGCAGCGGAGUCGACAGAGCAGCAGAAGGGCCAAGAGUGUGGAGGACGACGACGAGGGGCAUCUGAUCUAUCGCGUCGGCGACUGGCUACAAGAAAGAUAUGAGAUUAUCAGCACCCUGGGGGAAGGCACGUUCGGCAGAGUGGUGCAGUGCAUGGAUCACCGGAGGGGUGGUGCACGUGUUGCUCUGAAAAUCAUUAAAAACGUAGAGAAAUACAAAGAGGCUGCUCGACUGGAAAUCAACGUGCUGGAGAAAAUCAACGAGAAGGAUCCUGAGAACACAAAUCUCUGUGUCAGGAUGUUUGACUGGUUUGACUACCACGGCCACAUGUGCAUCUCCUUUGAGCUGCUGGGGCUCAGCACCUUUGAUUUCCUGAAGGAUAACAACUACCUGCCUUACCCCAUCCACCAAGUACGGCACAUGGCCUUCCAGGUGUGCCAGGCUGUGAAGUUUCUGCACGACAAUAAACUCACCCACACUGACCUCAAGCCAGAGAACAUCCUCUUUGUGAACUCUGACUACGAGCUCUCCUACAACCUGGAAAAGAAGCGGGACGAGCGCAGCGUGAAGAGCACGGCCAUCAGGGUGGUGGAUUUUGGCAGUGCCACGUUUGACCACGAGCAUCACAGCACCAUUGUCUCCACCAGGCACUACAGGGCCCCUGAAGUCAUCCUGGAGCUUGGCUGGAGCCAGCCCUGUGAUGUGUGGAGUAUUGGCUGCAUCAUCUUUGAGUAUUAUGUGGGUUUCACCCUUUUCCAGACACAUGACAACCGGGAGCACCUGGCCAUGAUGGAGAGGAUCCUGGGGCCAAUUCCCUCUCGGAUGGUCAGGAAGACAAGGAAACAGAAAUAUUUCUACCACGGCCGCCUGGACUGGGACGAGAACACCUCAGCUGGACGCUACGUCCGGGAGAACUGCAAACCACUGCGGCGAUACCUGACCUCGGAGGCCGAGGACCAUCACCGCCUGUUCGACCUCAUCGAGAGCAUGCUGGAGUACGAGCCCUCCAAGCGGGUCACCCUGGCUGAGGCCCUCAAGCACCCCUUCUUCGACAUGCUAGGCAUGGAGCCCAGCACCAAAAUGUGGGACUCGAGCCGGGACAUCAGCCGGUGACGCCACAGGUGCCAGCCAGCCCUCGGAUUCUAGCCCCCGUGGAGGCCUGUGUGAUUUCUAUUCAGACACUUCUUGG
This is a messenger RNA of Ficedula albicollis (Collared flycatcher), 1666 nucleotides long. It is a transcript of the gene CLK2, whose product is annotated as CDC like kinase 2. Gene Ontology annotation, molecular function: ATP binding; protein tyrosine kinase activity. Gene Ontology annotation, cellular component: nucleus. The record is from RefSeq and is a predicted model, not a curated record. Bases 76 to 1590 code for a protein of 504 amino acids. Gene Ontology annotation, biological process: regulation of RNA splicing; protein phosphorylation. NCBI's taxonomy places the organism in Eukaryota, Metazoa, Chordata, Aves, Passeriformes, Muscicapidae. The transcript has 13 exons.